This is a messenger RNA of Saccostrea cuccullata (small rock oyster), 1122 nucleotides long. RefSeq lists its product as uncharacterized. Lineage: Eukaryota; Metazoa; Mollusca; Bivalvia; Ostreida; Ostreidae. Gene Ontology annotation, molecular function: protein binding. The transcript is spliced from 5 exons. The coding region runs from base 1 to 1098 and encodes 365 amino acids. The record is from RefSeq and is a predicted model, not a curated record.
AUGCAUGAUAAGAACGACAUGAUUAACACGCAUUAUCUGGGAUUGGCCUUAAGAAAAACUAAUUUAAGGCUAUUCCAGGUGUGGAUGUUCCAGACAAAAGAUGUCGAUCGGGUUAUGCCUUGGCUAACUUCUACUGUGGACGAGGAGGCAGGCGAUGCCCCACAGCAUAUGAGUGUAACAUCCACCCCUCCGACAGAUACGCUAUAUGUUGUCGGAGAGGCAUUCCUUGAGAAAAUGGCGGGAAUAUCGGUUCUUACCUCUGUUGUGUUGUUUUGCUGUUCACUCAAUGUUCUUGCAUACGAUGCGCAAAACGAGGAUAAGGAGCCAAUUAGAGACUUGCUAGAGAAACUUCAGGAAAGGAUUUUUUAUCAAGAUGAGCGGAUCUUUGAUCUAGAGACCAAACACACAAGACUUGAAAAAAUUAACGUUGAACAAUCCUGGAAAAUAAGAGAGCUUCAGAACAAUAGUUCGGAUCAGGAAAGGAUAAUAUCUAAAUUGCAGUCAGUGUGUACAAGAAAUAUUAAGACAUUUGGAAGUAACCUUGGUAAUCUUCAUCAUACAGUAAACAAGCCAUUUCCAAACCACUCCGUCUCUUCACAUUCAUUCAGUAAAGCUAAUACGACAUCAGCUGGAUUGUUUCGAAAAGAAAGAUUGUUGGUACCAGUGACAUCACCAGCACCUACCCCAUCGGCCGGAACUACGGUGGCUUUCUAUGCUUAUGUAUCCCAUAAACUGGCAAGCCCUGGUAGCCAUAUCGUUAUCGCCUUCGAUACUGUGAUAACUAAUAUCGGAAACGGCUACCAUCCUCAUUCCGGAAUAUUCAUCGCACCUCGAACAGGAACCUAUGUGUUUACUUGGUCUUUUCGGAUACAGAACGACGCCCAUCUGUCAACUGAACUAAUCGUGAACGAAAAGGCAAUAAGCGCAGUCUUUUUUGACGCAACGAAUGGUGUAGGUGGGAACUCAGCAGGGACUGCUGUUGCUCAAUUAAACCAAAACGAUGAGGUGUUUGUGCGAAUAACCACGUCCAACAAUCUGGGUGACAUUUUAAGUGAUGUUAUUGGAAGAUCCUAUUAUGGUGGUUGGAUGAUAGAUUGAUAUAAUGUUUAUUAUCGGCAAAAG